Phytophthora nicotianae INRA-310 is the source of this 687-nucleotide messenger RNA. RefSeq lists its product as hypothetical. Gene Ontology annotation, cellular component: multivesicular body. The record is from RefSeq and is a predicted model, not a curated record. Gene Ontology annotation, biological process: vesicle budding from membrane; late endosome to vacuole transport via multivesicular body sorting pathway. The transcript has 5 exons. The coding region runs from base 1 to 687 and encodes 228 amino acids. NCBI's taxonomy places the organism in Eukaryota, Oomycota, Peronosporomycetes, Peronosporales, Peronosporaceae.
AUGAACCGCAUUUUCGGCAAGAAGAAACCCGAGACGCCACCCGUUAAUAUCUCCGAUGUGGGGGGAAAGGUGGAUGCCCGGGUCACCGACUUGGACAUGAAGAUCGAGAAGCUGGACCAGGAGCUCCGCAAGUAUCGCGAGCAGAUGAAGAAGACACGGGGACCAGCCGUCAACUCGAUAAAGCAGCGAGCCAUGCAGACGCUCAAGCGCAAGAAAAUGUUCGAGGCGCAACGCGAUAAGCUGCAGGCUCAGUCUUUUAAUAUUGAACAGGCGGCAUUUGCCAUAGAUACAUCAAGAGACACGAUCUCUACCGUCGCUGCCAUGAAGAGUGCCGCAGUACAGCUGAAGGCAGAGACCCAGAAAAUCGACAUUUCGGAACUGGAGGACGUGCAAGAUGACAUGGCCGACCUAAUGGAGGAUAUGAACGAGAUUCAAGAGAUUAUGGGUCGUUCCUACGGGAUUGGUGACGAAAUCGACGAGGACGAACUGGAGGCAGAGCUGGAAGGGCUGGAAGAAGAAUGGGCUGAGGAGGAGGCACUCGGAGAGGACGCAGAGGCUGCCCCAUCCUACCUUACGCCCGCUCAGCAUCACGAGUUGCCUGCUGCUCCCUCGGGAGCUUUAGACUCUGGCAGGACGGCUCGCGCCACCGACGAAUUCGGCCUUCCAGUUGCGUCCUACUCGACGUAG